Molecule: messenger RNA, 6303 nt
Organism: Calidris pugnax (ruff)
Lineage: Eukaryota; Metazoa; Chordata; Aves; Charadriiformes; Scolopacidae
Product: KIAA0825 ortholog
Exons: 23
Coding region: 332-4192 (1286 amino acids)
Source: RefSeq, a predicted model, not a curated record
GCGCUGCUCCCCGGCGUGUUCCCGCCUUCCCCCCGCUCCGCCCCCGGAUGUGGCGGCGCCGCCGUUCCGGGCCGUUGUCACCGACGCUCCACGGUCGCCGGGGCUGUGGGCGCCGAGCCGCGGGGGGAACACGGCCCGCAGAACUAAAAGAGUGGAAGGCGUUCUGGUAGGGGUGGAAGACAGAAGAUACCCGGCUGAGCUGAGGAAGCUGACGGAGGAACCAGGUGGAGUUGGAUGACCACUGAUGAUUUAUUAACUGAAUGUUAUGCGUAGCCCCUUAAAAUUGAAGAUUUCGGUUACAGAGGGAAUAUAUUGACUGAAGUUUCUGAAAAUGGAAUGGGGAGGAGAGUAUUCGCUUGAUUCUUCCAAUUUGGACUGUUUGUUAAGUGUCCUUCCUGGAGAACAGGAGUUUCAACAAGUCCUUAGUGAUCUUGAUGAAAAAAUAAAGAAGAACUCUUCUAGCAUAGAACAGUGUCUAAAAGACCUGCAGUCAGAAGUAAAUGAAAUAUGUACUGAUGAAAUACUCCAAAGCACAACUGACUGCCUUCAGUGGCUAAACAACUGCAACUUUAGUUCUCUCAGACCUUCUUCUACACACCAUGGAGAGCUGAUGGAGUUCCUUAGGACCCUGCAAAGCUUGCUGAAGAGUGAGCAAAAUCAAGAAGAAAUGAUACUUCACUUCCUUCUGGACCUCUCUAGUCAGUGUGGUGUCUCGUUUCCCUGUACUCCAAGUGGGACACCUUUUGAGUUAACAUCUUCCCUUCAUGCCAUUGAGGACGAUUCAACUAUGGAUGUGAAAUCUCUCUGGGAUGAUGUGAGAUUACAUCUUCGACGAUUUUUAGUAAAUAGACUGCAAAGUCAAGAAGAAACAAAUGCUAAUGCGUUACAACAACAAAUGGAGUUUAAAACUCAGUGCAUACGGCAACUUUUGUUUCUUUACCCCGAAUCAGAAGUCUUAAUGAAGUAUCAAAAUAUGCAGAAUAAACUGGUUAGCAACCUUCUACAGAACUGUGUUUUGUCUAGUUGUGGCGAAACAAAUUUUGAUAAAGUGGUUCACGGCUACCAAAGUUCCAUACCCACAUUGUCCACAAUGAUAAAAGAGGAUUUGUAUAUACUAAGUGGAACUAUUGAUCCUUCUUCAUCGUUGAAGUUCAUUAAUGAAACUUACCUGGAUACCAUCACUGAAGAAAUCACAGUUCUUCUUGAAAGACUUUGUGAGCUGCAGUUCAAAGAAAAUGCUCUACAUGUAGUUAAGGCAAACAAGAUUUCAAAGAAGCAUAGAGGAACAGUUCAUGCUGAGGCCUCCCAGGAAUACCACAAAAAAGGCAGGAACUUCUGCUUUACAUUGUAUCAACUCAAAUGUCUUUCUCAACUUAUCAAACUCUUUUUAUCAAUGGAAGAAAAAAUUGAAGAGCUCUCUGCAGAAAUUCUGUUGGUGCCUUCACUUACGGAGAAGAAUAAGAAUGUUCAAGGAGUUCUGAAGAAAGCUAGUGGGGAGCUUUUAAUAGGAGAAACUAGAGCAAAUGAAACCAGUGUGCUUCCUGAACAGUUACUUCAGGUAGAAGAGCCCGUUUUACUGAAUUUUGGCUGGAGAAAUGCAUUUAAAGACCUGUCGUCUUCUGUGGCUCACUGUAUAACAAUAGCAAUAGAGGAUUUUUCAACUAAGAUUCUUCAACAUGAGCAGAAAGAAGAGGUUUCAGCUGCAGGCUAUGCAAUGAGUCUUGUAAACAACCAGCAAAUGAGGGAGUCCUGCGGAGCAGUCCAACAGGAGGAGCAACCAAAACGAAUUGCUAAGUUUUGUUCUGACAUCAUGGAGGAACUGGACACGCUGCUUCCCUUGGCUCUGGCCUGCAGGGACGACUCUCUUCAGGAAAUCAGAGCCAACUUUGUGGAGGCCUGUGGCAAAGUGGCAGCAGCUGUCCUGGCCAGGCUGGGGGAGAGGACCAAGGACGUUCCCUCCAAGGCUCCCCUCCAAGAACUGUACGCUGCCCUCUCCACGGCCGUCUACGGCCGUCAGCAUUUUACAAUGUACGGCAACUUAAUGAGAGAAACGAGCAAAAAACCCCUGUUCCUCCUGCCUGUCCAACAGUAUCAGGAAUUCAUCAGUGUUCUCCAGUUUCAAGUUACGAGCUACUGCGUCAGAGUUUGUGCUACAAGCAUUUUACAGGAUGCCGAGAGCCACCACUGGGACGACUACAAAGCUUUUUAUGAGGGGGAAAGAUGCUCAUUCUCUGUCCAGAUGUGGCACUACUUCUGCUGUGCUCUUCAUCAUGAUCUGUGGACUAUUCUACCUCCCAAGACAGCCCAGGAGAUACUUACAGACGUACUGGAGCAAUCUUUGGCUAUACUGUCCUCCAGAUACUGUCAGGCCUGCCCCAGCUACAAGAGAACACCGCAAAUCAGGAUUGACAUUGCAGCAAUUUUGAUGUCCACUGAAGAUAUGCUGUGGUCAGUUUGUGGCUCUGUACGGGAGUUUCUGAAUCCACAUGAAGACAGAGAUCUCAAGAUCUAUAAAAUCCAUAGACACUGCAAUAGUCUGCUGUCUGUGCUGGCUAUUUUGACUUCACCACUGAAGACUUUGUAUGAGACAUUUCUGAACAAUUCUGAUGAACACGUUCCUCAAGAUUUUUCAAAAGUCUCUUAUCAUCCAUUACACUGGUUAUUUUGCAUACCAUCACCCCGUGCGUUCUUACCAAAGACUCCAUCAGCCAGAGAAAUGGCAGCCCAGGGUCAGCUGAAACUGCUCUUAUCCCAGCCGUACUGCAAUUUGAACUUGCUUUUGGAAACAUUGCUACAUCGUGAUUGUCUCUUGGUGAAAAUUUUAUUGAGGAGUUCGAGAAAUGAGGUAUUGAAUCGUGAUGAACAAAGUUCCCUCUUAGAACAGAUAAAUAACAAACAGCCUACUCUGGUUGAAACAAUCUUCACGGUAUUGUCUUACUGCACUUUAUCACCCAAAUCUCUUGGCAUUGCUUUUGAGACCUACAUGGAAAAAGAGCAGUUGUGGAAUUGCUUAUACAAUAUGACAGUUUCCAGUUGUGGUGAGUCGGAGCCAGAGGUUAUCAGAUGCUUGAAGUUGACUUUGAUUAAUUCAGUCAAGGGUAUCGUGAAGCAGAUAAUUUCUUUGAUGCAUUCAUGGGAGGCAACAGAAAACUAUGGAACGUACCAGCACAAGCAAAUAGUUCCUGAAAGUUUACUGAAAACGGUUCCAAAGGAAUGGAAUUACACUCCUCGGGAAAUGAAGAGAAAAGAAUCUGGGAAAUGCUUCACAAGGCUUGCAGCUCAGGCGGUAUCUAUUGUAAUCAGCAAGUUACCUACAGUGAUUGCAUGUUUGCCUCCCCCAAUUAAGUACUUCUUUUUUCUGGCUGAGAGAAAAAUGUCAAGAAACUUUGCUGAAUUGAAGAAAGCUGGUCUGCUUGUCUGGAACUUGAUUGUAAUUAUAUGUCGGAUAUUUGAGGAUGGAAAUACUGCAGAACUUUUAACAGGUGCAACACUUGACAGAUGGAGCAAAGAAAAACUGAGUUUAGUUCGUGUGUGCUUGGAAAGUAUUAUGGGAAAACUGAAAAGUGGUCCUAAGCAAGUGACCCAGAAGGUUAUACAAAGCAUUGAACAGCAAAGACCAAACUGGAUUGAAAGCCAGUUGCUGAAGGCUAGAAAAUUGAGCACAGACUGCGCCUCAGUCGCGGCGGAAGGCGCAAUGUUAGAGGAAGGAGGUAUUGCACUUGGAUUCACUGAGCAGAAAAUAAACAUGAUGGUCCUGGAUAUCUGCCACAAACCAGGUGGCGGCGAGUACCUGAGGCAAAUUUAUCACAUCAUCCGGCUCAAUGAGGAAUAUUUGCAAGAGCAGCUGUCUUGUGAGAAUCCUUCUGAAGAAGGUGUUGCCUCCAGUCGGUGCCUGCCUUUGACGCUGAAGGGCAGAGAAGAGCAGGCUGUCUUCAACCCUUUCCAGGUGUACAGACAGUCUUGUGCAAAAGUGUUCAAUCAGUCAACCAUUACUGAAUGGAACUGGGAUUGGUCAAACUUGCUGCCAAGUUCUUUGGGACUGAAUCAGAUGACCUUCAGGGUGCUGCUGACACACAGGUGGGAGAUGAAAGAAGGCGCAGAUCUUGAAGAUGAGGAGAAAGUUAUGGUGGAACACUUAAAGAAUGUGUAUUUGACGCAGAGCCCUCCUGCCUCAGAGGAUAAAGAAGAAUAAUUACUUUGACAGGUUUCGGGUAGCACCUUUUUCUGAAUUCAACGUGAUUAACUUAAUGGCUUAGUUAUAACUAAGUGGACUGGAAAGCUCAGGAAUAUGUAUCUUGAGUGGGAGUUUCAAACUAAAGAACGUUCCCCACGUUAUGGUCUACUCACCCCAUCCAGGCAGCGAUUGUUCACACAUGCGUAAGGCAAGCAACAGUGUAUGAAAAUGUCAGUGUCACAAAAUAAGGAGGGUAUAUUUUGGAUCUGCGGAGGCAUAAACCGGAAUGAAAACCCAAGAACUGCUCUAAAAGUACAAAACUCACCCUGGACAAGAUGCAACUUCGGGCACGUGCUCAGCAAACACCCCUGCUCUGCCUCCAUCGAGUCGUUUUGGAGUCAGGGUCAGCCUGGCCCCAUUAGUGCCCCCUUUCUCUCCCUUGGUACAUGUGUUCUAGCUAGUUGUGGCAUUAAAUCACCCAAAAUGCCCCAAAACCAGCAGGUAUAGGCCAUAGGUCGGCAGCCACCUGUGAGUUGCUCCGGGAUGAGUACACAUCCUUAUUUCCAAGCAAAACUGCAUCAGCUUUACUGCCCUCACAAAUCCUAACUUAACACCCAGCCUGUGUUACGACGCCUUAUAGAGAAACUUGUUAGCAGCUUUUAAAGUUUUCAGAAGAUUGAAAACAGUUGUUCAAAGGCAGUGCUUAAAGGACUGUCUUAACAGUGAAUUGAGAAAAUGAUAAAGAAUGCAAUAUUUAUUUCUGAUAAAUAUAGCAAAAUUUCAUUUUCAAAGUAAGCCCUCUCUGAUAUUCAGAUUUUUGAAAUAUUAAAGGCUUUUCUUUUCAGAAAAAGUUCUUCCUCAAAGAUUAAAAAUAGCUGAGUUAGACAGGUGGCUAUUGCAACGAUAUCUUUUAUACAGAAGGUGUGGUUAAUAUUUCUUUAGUUCUACAGAAAAAAUCCGUCAUUUUGCUAUUUGUUCCUCGCAUUGGAAGUCCAAGGGAACUCUUUCCUCUGCUGGAUAAAGUUCUUGCUCAGGCUGCAAUCUGAGCUGUAGCUAUUCCUGUUCCCACCACAUCUUCUCACAGAUGCUUUUAUGGACAUAACUUGGACCCUUUGAAUAGAAGAAAAUGCAUUUUUUUUUUCCUAAAGAGUUCAGCAGCACCGUGGGUAACGAUAACACUAAUGCUGCUGUAGGGCUUAAUCUGAAAUGCAGUUUCUCCUCCUCUUAAUUGCUCUUUUUAAUUUUUUUUUAUCGUGUGUAUAAAAUAUCAGACCACUUAAAGUGAAAAUGGGGACCACCACAUCUUACAAAUCUCCAAAGAUCUUGUUACAACACGGCAUCAACAAAAGGGCUGUGAGGCACUUGGCGCUUCAAAAAUGCUAAAAAUACUAUUUAAAGAAUAAAACAGACUUUUCCCUCUGCUGCUGAUACAGCCCUUUCGGGUCAUAAAGAAGUGAUGUAGUGUAAAAACAUUUUUUCCUUUGCUUUGUAUUUCACCUUUGAAGAUUUGUCGUGGUCACAAGGCUCAAAACAUGCUACAGGGAUUGCCCGUGAUGGCAGGUGUGGUAUUCCAACAAACGAGGCUCACAUGCUCCAAGCCAUACUAAUAACCCGAAGCUGGAGCUCAGAAUAUCCUUUCUAUUUUAUCAAAAUCGAUUGUACAUAAUUAACUUUUCAUACAGCCACAUAAAGUGAAUUUCUGUCUAUGUGGUGAAACUCCCUGAAAUACUUUUUUGUGAGAAAGCUCCCCUUCUGGGAAACACUUAUUCUGAAUGGGAUAAACUUUGCAAGUGAAAUAAGCUAACCCAGAAUAAAACCUUCACUUAUUUUAAAAUGGGAAUGUCCAUAUGGGGAGUUAUUCCAAACUGUUUAUUAUCCUUUAGAUUCACAACACACCUGGUUCUGGAAUAAUCUGUAAACAGUCAUGUUAGUAAAAAAAAAAAAAAAAAGAAAUUCUUUAUGUCCCAUCCUCCCUUCUCUCCCCGCCAAAUUAAUUCAGCAACAACCCACUGGGUAGCACUAGGACAAUUUUUUUCUUUCUUAGCAAGAGUAUAUUCGUUAUCUUUGCCGACGUGGAGCUGACAAGACAGAAUAACUAGCCCGAAUAAAAGCUGAACCUUUGCACAGUA